Molecule: messenger RNA, 4662 nt
Organism: Temnothorax curvispinosus
Lineage: Eukaryota; Metazoa; Arthropoda; Insecta; Hymenoptera; Formicidae
Product: excitatory amino acid transporter 1-like
Exons: 7
Coding region: 1432-2937 (501 amino acids)
Biological process (GO): L-glutamate transmembrane transport
Cellular component (GO): plasma membrane
Molecular function (GO): L-glutamate transmembrane transporter activity; neutral L-amino acid transmembrane transporter activity; glutamate:sodium symporter activity
Source: RefSeq, a predicted model, not a curated record
CAAAGCUUUAACGAGACAAACACAUCUGCCGCUGGGCGCGUUACGCCGAAAAGAGUAAACAGUAACGACAUCGGAUUAUGUAUUCAAGCGGAUUUGUUUGCGCUCGCGAAGAGCACUCGUUCCGCGACGCGCGUUACGUAAAAACACGAUCGGCAAUUAUUGCUCAUUAAUAUCCAUGCGUUUGAUCACAGGCGCGGUGUUAAAAAUAAAUGCUAAAAUACGUCGAUAUAGGCGGGGAAUAAUCCUGCGGUAUGGGUUUCAAAAAGUAUUAGGGAUAUUAAGAUUCAGCGUACCUACUAUUAAUAUCACAGCGUACAUCGUUAAUGUUCUGUUGCAGAUAACAACAAAGGUGGCUGUUUGCUCAUCGAUCGACGUGAUAUCGUCCUUGCGAAUCUCAAAGAGCACUCGCGGUUAUUGCGUUUCCGUGUCUCCCACCGUCUCCAAGGGCUGUCUCCGUCGUUAUCUGUCGAAGUAGCAUCCUCGUGUCGUCAAAGGGUUAACAACGGGAGUGACGUUCGAAGGAGGAAGGAGAGAAGAGAGUGAGAGAGUAGACGGAGAGGGAAGGCUCGUUUUCCGAGCGAGGGGCACGUCGAGCGUAGCCGAAACGGGAGUAGAAUCACCCCCGCCGUCCGCGGACACCGCUGGAUCGUCAUAAUCGAGUGGACAAACCGCCGACAAACAAUAGGGACCUGGCCGGUGGCUUCCGAUGGGGUCGUAGCCGCCGCAUGCAGCGCGCGCGUAUUCGUAACAGUAUAUCGCGAUGAUAGGCUAGAGCCGGUAGCGGCAGGAAGAGAUCGUCGUAGGGGGAGAUCGCCAUAGCGUAAUCGUACCACCCAAGGUGGCACAGAUUGAGAGCCCCAUCAGCAUACAUCCUCUCCUGGCUAACGAGAUACCCAGCGUGUCCAUCCAGUUCGUGCGCGCCGUUACGCCGCUCGCCGCUCGUCAGCUUCCGAUCGGCCGAAUCGCGUCGACGAGUCAGAAAAUUCUGGCGCAAGUCGGAAGAAGGAAGAGAGAAAAAGAAAGAGAGAGAGAAAGAGAGAGGGAAAGAGAGAAAAAAAGGCCGGUCGGGAUUUAGCUCUUAAUCAACGUUGGAGCAUCUAAUCCUUCAUCCCCGUCAUCCACGCGCGCCUGUCCUCGAUCUAAUUUUUUUUCCUUCGUCCUCCAUCGCGUCUCAUCCCUCUCGGCUUAAAUCGCGCCGCGAGCGUCACCACCUCGGCGUUUCACUCAGAGAAGAAACGGCGGCUCGAGAGUGACAGAGGGGGAGAGAGAGGCAGGCAAAUUCGCUCUUAGUGCCCCUCGACGAUCCAGCUCCGGCGAUUCUCUUCCCCAUCGGGACGCCCGCCGCUUCCGGCUAACUGGAAGUGAACGCUCUAUGUAAACGAUUGCCGAGCGCGGUUCUCAUUGGAACACACAGGACGCAGGAAGCGCAUCAUGGAAGUGGCAAGCGAGCUGUCGCCGCUAUCGGGGACGGAGAAUCAAGGCAAAAUCAAGGAGAGGAGCUCGUAUUACCCCCAAGAACCCAGCAAGAGGCCGCAGACCAGGGGGCAGAAGGUGCGAUCAUGUCUGGGCCAUAACGCGCUAACUAUACUUACAGUCUCCGGCGUUGUCGGCGGCGUGGUACUCGGCAUCAUAUUGCGAACCACGCGGGAGAAAUGGACGCCCCGCGAGAUCAUGUACAUCAAUUACUUCGGCGACCUGUUCCUGCGGAUGCUCAAGAGCUUGAUCCUGCCGUUGAUUAUCUCGAGUCUGGUGUCGGCCAUCGGCUCGCUCGAUCUGUCGCUCAGCGGCAGGAUCGGCGCUCGCGCGAUCGGCUAUUACAUGGCUACGACCAUCUGCGCGGUUAUAUUAGGUAUAAUUCUCGUCAUGUCGAUCCAACCUGGUGUCGGGAGUUCCGCACAGGAAAGCAAAAGGCCGGCGCAAAACGUUUCCACUAUCGACACGUUGAUGGACCUAGUGCGCAACAUGUUUCCGCCAAAUUUGGUUCAAGCGUGUAUCGCCCAGCAUCGAACCGAGCCCAAGUUACCCGAGAAUUCCAGUGUUCCCAUGGAUGAAUGGGAAUUGGAGGAGAAAGUAGUCUCGGGCUCCAACAUCCUCGGACUCGUCGUCUUCGCGACGGUGUUGGGCAUCACCCUCGGUAAAAUGGGACCGAAAGCGAAGCCACUGUUGAACUUCUUCGACUCGCUAUCCGGCGCUAUGAUGCUGAUCACCAACUGGGUGAUAUGGCUGUCGCCGCUCGGUGUGCUCUCCCUGGUCGCUUCAAAGAUCACGGAAAUGAAAUCGCUCGAAGAGAUAGUCGGCCAGCUUGGGAUGUAUUUUCUGACCGUGUUGGUCGCCUUACUCAUACAUGGCUUCCUAGUGCUGCCCGGGAUGUACUUCCUUCUUACAAAGAAGAAUCCAUAUGUCUACAUAUCGCACAUGGCAGAGGCGCUCGUCACUGCCUUCGGCACAUCUUCGAGCUCGGCGACCCUGCCGCUGGCCAUCAGCUGUCUCGAAGAGAAAAACGGCAUCGAUCCGCGUGUCAGCAGAUUCGUCAUGCCAAUAGGCGCUACCGUGAACAUGGACGGUACCGCCUUGUACGAAGCUGUAGCUGCCAUUUUCAUUGCGCAAGUGCGUAAAGUCGCCCUUUCCUUCGGACAGCUGGUAGCGAUAAGUAUCACGGCGACCGCCGCCAGUAUCGGUGCGGCUGGAAUUCCGCAGGCCGGCCUAGUGACCAUGGUGAUGGUGUUGGACACGGUACGACUUCCGGCCAACGAUGUCUUCUUAAUCAUCGCGGUCGAUUGGUUACUAGAUCGAUGUAGAACGACCGUGAACGUUAUCGGUGAUUCACUCGGCGCGGGGAUCGUUCAGCAUCUCAGCAGGAACGAACUCGCGGCAUUGCCGCACACCACGCAGCAAACGCAAAACGGAGCCGAUUGCCACGCGACCACGUCGAUAUGAGCUGGGACGUUCGUUAAUCGUUAAACCGUGUCUCCUCGACCGACGAUUACGAAACCGCUUCGCGAUCGGAGGAUCGGAUCAUCCACGGCAAACAUAUCGACACUUAUCGCGCGGCUUAUCGUUGGAAUGUUGCCAUAAUUUCUUGAGCUUGCAAGAGUCGGAGUCAAAUCCGAGGAUUUAAGAAUAUAUACGAGUAAAUGAAUUAAAAUUAAAAAUUAGGAUUAAGAGAAUAUAAAUAAAUUUAUGGACGACAACAUGAUAUUACUUGUUACAGCCGUGUCAUGUCUGAGAUUUCUAAUUUCUUUUAAAGUUUUUUAUAAGUUAUCCUAGAAUUUUGAGGAAUAUAUAUAACGCCGUUGACGGGUAUCUACAUUUUCAAUCGUAUAACGACGGUCGACGAUCGCGAGAUGCGAUCCUGACGAAGUGUUCUUGCGUACUCAGUGUUCCGCUUUUAUAUUAGUCAAAUAAUCAGUUUAGUAUUAAUUACCCUAUAUGCGAACCAGACUACGAACGAAGGGAGCAAUCAACUGUACCGUAUCAUAAUGCCAUAUCUGCGACAAAUACACGCGGAAUGCAAUGAGGGCGCGCGAAUUUCUUCAUUCAGUUAUGCGUAUGCAAGUACUAUAAAGAGAAAAAUUACUUUCGUAGUCACUUAAUUGACAUCCAUUCCGCGAUACAAAAUAUAAAUAUACGUAACAAUAGGGCAGUUACACGUCAGUUACUAACACGUAGCUCGCGGUGCGAGCAACGAGCGUUCUACAGAUGAUUUUGGAAUAUAAGUUAUGUUUGAAACUAAUUUUUUUUUAACUUUAGAAAUUGUAGGCCCCAUUAAUUAGUGAAUUUGCUUGUAAAAUAUAUAAGCAUAUAUAUAUAUGCUUAUAUAUGUAUAUGUAUAUUUGUCUUCCAUUUUUGCGUUUGACAAGAAUUACGCUUACAAGAUACUGCAACGUAUACAACACGUUACAUUUCGUUCGAGCCGCAUAAUUCGCAGUCCGGUUUUUUCUUCCGCGAGUUAUCUACGUUUCUUCGGAUGAUUAUGCAUUUAAGAUUGCGGAACUCGUAAAAGAUUCAUAAAAAGCGAAACGGUGCUCUGAGAAAUUGACUUUAUCAUUAUCUGACACGACAAAGAGUCUCAAGAGUCUUAUUAUUUUUAUAUAGGACAAUAGAAACGAGAAUUACGUAUGUAACGUUGCUCGCGCAUAUUAUUCCGCGCGGCGAUUAUAUAUUAAAAAAUAUCGUCGCGCAGUUCGUGCCAUACAUUAUUACCAUCGUAUCUCGAAGGUAGUUUUUACACCUACUGAUAUUCAGCGAAUAAAAGCAAACUUAAUGAGUUCGAUGCCAUUAGCAACAAUCUACUGUGGGACUUGACCCUUAAGUAUGAAGCAACGUUGAUCAUCUCACGCCUCCAUAGCUCCUCGAUUGAGAAAACGGGCAUGCAACCAUGCAAGUCCCUGCAUUUUACAUGUUUCUUCGCGCGAUAAGAAAAAAAAUUCCGUGACACAAAAAUGUAAAAACGUUUCAAAAAACACGCGUUCAACCGUUGAGCAUAUAUCAAACGACGAAAAGCAAAAUCCGUACUUAAGGGUUGAAACACUUCUUUCUUUACACCCUUUUAUCAUUUGGCAUAACAAGGAUGACCGCUAAAUUAUUAUGUCUUCGCGCGGCAUGUAAAAAAAUUAUGUGGAAAAAAUAACAAAAUGAUUAAUAAACAAAUUAUCUGAUCUA